Priceomyces carsonii is the source of this 1833-nucleotide messenger RNA. RefSeq names its product GPI-anchor transamidase subunit. Lineage: Eukaryota; Fungi; Ascomycota; Pichiomycetes; Serinales; Debaryomycetaceae. The record is from RefSeq and is a predicted model, not a curated record. Gene Ontology annotation, biological process: attachment of GPI anchor to protein. Gene Ontology annotation, cellular component: GPI-anchor transamidase complex. Bases 1 to 1833 code for a protein of 610 amino acids. The transcript has a single exon.
AUGAGGUUGCGAACAUUAUUCUUAUUUUAUUCAUUCCUUGGGCUUUUGAAUGUGGUAUUUGCUUCAAAGUAUUACAAUGAAUCGUUGACGUUAAGACCGCUACCAAGAAACAAGCUUCUAGCCUCGUUUGACUUCAGCAUAAAAUCACUACCUAUACCGUUAGAAUUCGAGGGCAAAACAUCAUAUUCAGCAUCAUCACAAAAUAAAAGACAUUUUUCUUAUUUUCCUAUGGCAUUGGGUCCAAUAAUAGAAUCUACAAAUACUAGAGAAUUACAUUUGAGGUUUGCUCAAGGUUGGUGGGAUCCUACUUCGUGGGGAAAAUUGAUAACAAAUGGCCAUAAAUGUGGAGGAACAGGUGUCGAGAUCUCGAGCGUGAUAGAAGCAGAUAGCCCUGAAGAAGCAAAGAAGAGCUGGAUGAAGUUAUGCCAGUCGCUAUCUGGAUUUUUUUGUGCUUCUUUUGAUUCAAUCGACGAUUCUAUCACAACAGUGCCUCGCUAUGCAGCCAAAAAUGUAAAUGACUUCGUAAUGAACCCUCAGAAUAAUUUGUAUUUAUUCAGAGCUGCUUUACCGAGUGAACCUAUUUGUACGGAAAACUUGACACCAUUUUUAAAGCUAUUGCCAACGAGGGGAAAGGCUGGAAUUUCUUCACUUUUGGAUGGUCAUAAAUUGUUUGAUGGUUUAUGGCAUGGUAUGUCUAUUGACUUGGAGACAGACUGUAGCUCAGGUGAAUGUCGCUUUGAGUUGACUCAAAGCAUUAACACCGUUCUAGACGUAAUGAGAUCUCUCCGCAAGAAUACAGAGGGUGCUAUUCCAAAGCCGACUCCUGGAAAUAAGCUUCUUUGCGAUACGUCUAAGAAAUACGACCUGUGGCAAUGUUUCCCUCUCGGUGAUCCUAGAGAGUUAGAGUGGGACUUAGGAGCAAUUUUUGGCCGUAAAAUUAAAGGAUCUGCAUUUGAUGAGAGCUCGACUUCUUCUGUCAUAAAUGUCGACGUGGACUCUAAAUUUUGGGACGUAACAGUCUUAAAAGGAUCUGAUCACGCGGAAACCCUUACAAGCUACAAAAAAUAUUUCACGUCUUACGAUUUGAGAGAACCUGAAGAGUACAAUGUCAAUUUUAAAACCAAAAAUAGUAGCAUGGUUACUCCAGUAAAAGAGCCACCAAUAACAGUGUCUCGCUCUCUCACAGGUUACUCACAGGAUCAAGGUGGUAUCAGAGUUGUCUUUUUUAAUCCUUCGACUACUGAGUCCAUCUCUUUCAUAUAUUUUGAAUCCCUCCCUUGGUUCAUGAGAUUGUACUUGAACACCAUGAAAGUGAGGGCCAGCAUUGGUACAAAAGAUUACCAUCCUGUCGAUGAAAGUACUUUUAUAAAAGAUAGAUUCUAUGAACCUUCAAUCGACCGAAUGAGACCAUCUCACAUUGAGCUCAAUAUUACCCUUCCACCAAUGACGAAUUUACUUUUAACAUAUGAUUUCGAUAAAUCAUUAUUGCUAUAUGCUGAAUACCCUCCAGAUGCCAAUCAUGGCUUCGCAAUAGAACCGGCAAUUGUUUCAGUUUUCAAUAAGACGGGCGAGAGUACAUAUGAAUUUAGAACUACAAGUCUCUUAUUGAGUCUUCCAACUCCAGAUUUUUCGAUGCCCUACAAUGUUAUUAUUUUGACUUGUACCGUGAUGUCUCUAGCUUUUGGUUCUAUUUUCAAUUUAUUAACUAAAAAAGUUGUAACAGAGGACGAACUUGAAACUUUAUCGAAAGGAAGUACUUUUGGUAAAAGAUUAAGAUCUAAGAUACUAGGAGCGAAAUCAAAAAUUACAGGUACGAUAAGGAAAAUGGUCUAG